This is a messenger RNA of Candida tropicalis MYA-3404, 249 nucleotides long. It is a transcript of the gene RPS27A, whose product is annotated as 40S ribosomal protein eS27. The coding region runs from base 1 to 249 and encodes 82 amino acids. The record is from RefSeq and is a predicted model, not a curated record. The transcript has a single exon. Gene Ontology annotation, molecular function: structural constituent of ribosome; RNA binding. NCBI's taxonomy places the organism in Eukaryota, Fungi, Ascomycota, Pichiomycetes, Serinales, Debaryomycetaceae. Gene Ontology annotation, biological process: ribosomal small subunit assembly; translation. Gene Ontology annotation, cellular component: cytosolic small ribosomal subunit; ribosome.
AUGGUUUUAGUUCAAGAUUUAUUACACCCAAAUCCAAGUUCUGAAAAACAAAAGAAUAAAUUGAAAAGAUUGGUGCAAGGACCAAACUCAUAUUUCCUUGAUAUAAAAUGUCCAAGUUGUUUUACUAUUAAAACUGUAUUCAGCCAUGCUCAAACUGCAGUUGCUUGUGACAAAUGUUCAACUUUAUUGUGUACUCCAACUGGCGGUAAAGCUAAAUUCACAGAAGGUGCUUCUUUUAGAGUCAAAUAA